AUGAGCUUUCACUGUCGCUUAGCCCAACAAAGCUUUCACAUCCAGAAAAUGGCUUCACCUAAAUCACAGGACAGGUGGCAAACAAAAGCAGCUUCGGUCUUGGAAAGAAGUAAACACAUGUUCAAAAAUCCUCUUCUCAGUGACAUCAAAUUUACCUUCCCGAGCGUCAAUAGCGAAGCACCGAUCUCAGUGAUUCCUGCUCAUAAGUAUGUACUUGCUGUUAGCAGCCCAGUCUUCUUUACAAAGUUUUACGGCGAUCUGGCUGAAAGCGGCGAUAGUGUAGACAUCACUGACUGUGAUCCAGACGUGUUUCUUCACUUCCUACGUUUCAUCUAUUGCGAUGAAGCGAGUUUCGAAGACAUCGAGUGCGCCAUUAAAGUAUGGCGUCUUGCUGAUAUGUACGACCUUCCCUCGCUUGCAAGAGAGUGCGUCAAGUAUUUAGACGGAAACAUGGAGCCACUGGACGCCUUCGAUGUCUUAACUUAUGCUCGCCAAUUCAACAAUGAAGAAAUGGAAAAGGCUUGCUGGGAGGUUAUCGAUUAUAACGCGGAAGUAAUCGUUGCUGAUGAGUCGUUUCUGGAUGUCAAACAGGAGCUCUUACUCUCGUUUGUCGAACGAUCAUCUGCGCGUAUCCAGGAGACAACUUUAUUUCAGGCCUUGGAUGGUUGGGCUGCAAAGAGAUGUGAAGAGGCAAGUAUUGCUGUGAACGGAGAAAACAAACGGCGCUUCAUGGGUGAAGAUCUCUUAAAGCAAUUUCGAUUUUCUUUGAUGUCGCCAACUGAGUUUUCAGAUGUAGUUAUGCCCACAGAUAUUUUGUUCUUAACUGAGGUUGUCGAUGUUUUUAAACAGUUUACGUCCGUUUCCAUCCCUGGAGGAUUCAAGUUCUCGUUGUCUCCAAGGAAAACAGUUGCCGAACCUCUUUCUUCGUUUAACACAGGCGAAGUUCAGGUUCCUGAUCAGGAGGCCAGUGUGGCAACGUCUGAUGUGUCUGAUAAGACAGGACUGUUCACAUUUGCAGUAAAAAGGGACAUAACCUUGAGAGGUGUAGUGAUUGUUACUGAUAAAGAUCACGAAUCCUGUCAAGUCAGUCUAUCAAUCACUGAAAAGGGCAAAAAGGUAAAGCAAAUUAAGAGUAAGACUUUUAUGCGAAAAGAGACCAUCGACUCCGACAGCCAUGGGGAAGUUAAUGUCUUCUUCAACAGGCCGUUGAAUUUAAAGAAAAAUACUUGCUACAGUAUUGAAACUGAAACAGAUACCACAAAUAACCGCAAUUGUGGCGUUGUUCGCCCAAGAAAUAAGCCAAUAAAUUCCGCCAAGGCGACUGGGAGUAUAUGUGGAUCUACCGCCUCGUACACCGUCUCAAAAGUCGCGACUCAGUCCCAGAUUCUUCCUUGUUACCCGUUCGCCCCAACGAGUCAAGCGAGCAGCACGAAUCUAUUUGCCUGCGGCUCCUCACUGUUCUCCACAGGUGUUCCCACUUCUGGUGCUAAGGCCAUUAAUUCCUCUUCGUCGGAGAAGAUCGACAAAGUCAACGAAGUAUCUUGCUGUAGUUUUGGAAAAUGUCACUUAAAAUGCCCUGACCAUUCCGACUAUAGCGGUGAGAUAAUACAACUAUUGUUUGAGGGAUAA
Molecule: messenger RNA, 1629 nt
Organism: Porites evermanni
Lineage: Eukaryota; Metazoa; Cnidaria; Anthozoa; Scleractinia; Poritidae
Source: the annotation of a GenBank genome assembly